Messenger RNA from Micropterus dolomieu (smallmouth bass), 1566 nucleotides. It is a transcript of the gene nek11, whose product is annotated as NIMA-related kinase 11. Lineage: Eukaryota; Metazoa; Chordata; Actinopteri; Centrarchiformes; Centrarchidae. The transcript is spliced from 13 exons. The coding region runs from base 136 to 1479 and encodes 447 amino acids. Gene Ontology annotation, biological process: protein phosphorylation. The record is from RefSeq and is a predicted model, not a curated record. Gene Ontology annotation, molecular function: ATP binding; protein kinase activity.
CCACAUUUCCACGUCUCUCUCUGUCAGGAUCGGGAUCUGGACUGUAAACUGGAGGAGGUGAGACGAGCUGGGCGGAGCCUCCCUGAGCUGCAGGUCAUCGAUUGGCUCAUCCAGCUGCUGCUCGGCCUUCACUACAUGCAUGAAAGGCGGAUCCUCCACCGGGACCUGAAGGCCAAGAACGUCUUCCUGAAACGAAACCUCGUUAAAAUCGGUGAUUUUGGCGUUUCCUGCCUGCUGAUGGGGUCAUGUGACCUGGCCACUACCUUCACAGGGACGCCGUACUACAUGAGCCCAGAGGUGCUGAACCACCAGGGAUACGACUCCAAGUCCGACAUCUGGGCUCUGGGCUGCCUCCUCUACGAGAUGUGCUCCCUGACUCACGCCUUCCAGGGUCCCAACUUCCUGUCUGUGCUGAUGAAGAUCGUGGAAGGAGAAACCCCGGCGCUGCCCGCCGGAUACUCUCAGGACCUGAACUCUGUCAUGCAGAGGAUGCUGCAGAAACCACCAGCAUCCAGACCGUCAGCUGCAGAACUCCUCAAGACCAAGUUCAUGGAGGGACACAUGAAGAACAUGAAGGACAGGUUUGUCUUUGUGUCGUCAGAUGGAAAGAAAGACGCUGAACUCAUCGCCAAGAACAUGCAGACGAAGGUUCACCUGCAGACGCUGAGAGAGAAGUCGGAGGUGGAGAAGAUGACGCCCAGAGAGAGAAUGAGGCUCCGCAAACUGCAGGCUGCUGACGAGAAGGCCGGGAGACUCAGGAAACUGGCGGAGGAGAAAUACGAGGAGAUCCACACCCGCAGGAGGGAACUGAGGAGCCGCCAUUUUGAGAAAGUCAGCCUGGAUGUUCUGAAUGAGAGCAGAGAGGACGGCGCCUGUCACAGCCUGCCAAUCAGUAUCCAGGAUGACGGGUCACCAGGCGGGUCGCAGCCAAUCCAGGAGCAGGAUGACAGCGAAGCGUCAGAGUCUGAGCUGCACGAUAUCCCAGAGGACCCUCAGGCUGCAGAAGUUUAUUACAACCAGGACGGAUUUGAUUCCUGUUCAGAAGACGAAGAGACAGAAACACCCGCAGAGACACUUUACCUGUCUGACCCACAGGUCAGUGAGCUGGAGGCCAUGAUGAAGCACAUGCAGAAAGUUCUGGAAGAAGAGCUGAGUGGAGACCCAGCGGAGCCUGAGGCCCCUCAGAGCCCUCAGGGACCCCUGAUGAUCAACAGCAGUCUGCUGGAGACCAGGAUCCAGCACCUGAGAGAGUCUAUCUGCAGCCGACUGGGCUCAGACAUCUUCCAGAAGCUGUACGAGGACCUGAAGGAGGCCAGGCGGCGGCGGCAGCGGCAGGAUGACGACGAAAGCGUCACCGAGGCUCUGAAACACCUGCAGGACCAACCUGACGAUGGUUUCCAGGUGGAUCAGCUGCUGUUCUACGAAGAGGAGCUGCAGAGAGCGAGACAACAGCAGCAGGAGGAGAGACCGCCCGUCUGACAGGAACAAUCUGAGGAGGAAACAGAUUUGUUUGUAAACUGUGAACAGUAAUAUCAAUUAAAAACACAAUAAAUACUAAUGAUACUU